Pseudophryne corroboree (corroboree frog) is the source of this 4579-nucleotide messenger RNA. It is a transcript of the gene BMP2, whose product is annotated as bone morphogenetic protein 2. Gene Ontology annotation, molecular function: cytokine activity; growth factor activity. Gene Ontology annotation, biological process: BMP signaling pathway. Lineage: Eukaryota; Metazoa; Chordata; Amphibia; Anura; Myobatrachidae. The record is from RefSeq and is a predicted model, not a curated record. The transcript has 3 exons. Gene Ontology annotation, cellular component: extracellular region. Bases 662 to 1858 code for a protein of 398 amino acids.
UAUGUGAAGUGUAGGGAGUCUGUAUGAGUGUAAGUACUCUGCUGAGCUCACCUUCACGCCCUGCCAGCUCACUGCUGUAAGUGGUUGAGCUCCUGAUUGGCAGAGGUUCCAGUGACAUCAGAGGAGUUACAAAAAAAAAAAAAAAAUAGCCAAGACAAAUGCUUGCAACUUGCAAGUGGAGAAAAGAACAAGGUGAGGGAUGCAUGGAGAGAGAGUGGCUCCAACCCUGCCUGUUGCCGAUGGGAUAGAGAAGGAGAAAUUGGAGUCUGCACUCACAGCCAGCACAGAGCCCCUGGAUAUGCCGAGAUGACUUUACAUGCUUAUGCCAGAUUCCCCAUUCACGGCUGCAGAACAUUGAUGCUCUCCUUGUAGUCUGCAAAGGGAACACUUGGAGGAGACGCAAUUUUUUUUAUUUAUUUAUUUAUUUUUUGUUGCACGGGAUUAAACAAAUAAAUAAAAUAACAGCUGGGACUCGCAAAAAAAAAAAAGGAAACAAGUUGAUUUUAAAGUAUGUUUAAAAAGAGGAGGACUGUGCUCAGGAUAAGCCCAGACUUCUGCUCAGCAGCCGUAAGGAGGACACAGUGUAACAGCAAGUGAUGUGGAAAAAACACAGAGAGCACAAAACUCUCAUCCAGAUACAAACGCGGCACACAGGUUGAUCAUGGUAGCUGGGAUUCGUUCUCUGCUCCUCCUGCUGCUUUAUCAGGUGCUGUUGAGUGGCUGCACCAGGCUUAUCCCAGAGGUGGAAAGGAGGAAAUAUACAGAGUCCGGCCGGGCGUCUCCUGAGGAGUCCCAGGGCAUCCUCAACCAGUUCGAGCUUCGCUUGCUCAACAUGUUCGGCUUGAAGAGGCGUCCGACCCCUGGCAAAAACGCAGUAAUCCCUCACUACAUGUUGGAAUUGUACCAUCUGCACUCGGCCCAGCUGGCUGACCACCAAGACAAGCCCCCCAUGGAUUAUCAGAAGGAGCGUGUAGCCAGCCGUGCAAAUACAGUCCGAAGCUUUCACCACGAAGAGUCCCUGGAAGACGUUCCUGAUUCCAGAGAUAAGGCUGUUCAACGUUUCUUCUUUAACUUGACUUCUAUCCCUGAUGAAGAGAUGAUGACAUCAGCUGAGCUCCGGAUUUUUCGAGAGCAGGUUCAAGAGCCAUUUGAAAGUGACAGCAGUAAAGCUCUUCGUAUUAAUAUUUAUGAUAUUAUCAAGCCAGCUGCUGCUGCCUCCAGGGGGCCUGUCACAAGACUUUUAGACACCCGACUGAUGCAUCAUAAUGUAAGCAGAUGGGAAAGCUUUGAUGUCACACCAGCUAUUAUAAGGUGGAUUGCACACAGACAGCCUAAUCAUGGGUUUGUUGUAGAAGUGACUCAACUGAACAAUGACAAAAAUGUCACAAAGAGGCAUGUGAGGAUAAGCAGAUCAUUACUGCCAGAUAGAAACCAUUGGUCCCAGAUAAGGCCACUUUUAGUAACUUACAGCCACGAUGGCAAAGGACGUCCUCUCCACAAAAGAGAAAAACGACAAGCCAGGCACAAGCAAAGGAAACGGCUUAAGUCCAGCUGUAGAAGACAUCCGUUAUAUGUAGAUUUCAGCGACGUUGGCUGGAAUGACUGGAUUGUCGCCCCGCCUGGGUAUCAUGCCUUCUACUGCCAUGGAGAAUGCCCGUUUCCACUUGCAGAUCAUUUUAACUCUACAAAUCAUGCUAUAGUACAAACUUUGGUGAAUUCUGUUAACUCGAACAUUCCGAAGGCUUGUUGUGUCCCGACAGAGUUAAGCGCUAUCUCUAUGCUCUACCUGGAUGAAAAUGAAAAAGUUGUAUUAAAAAAUUAUCAAGACAUGGUUGUCGAAGGGUGUGGGUGCCGUUAAUAAAAUAUAACUUGCAAAAUAAAAACACACACCUUUUUUAAAUAAGAAAAAAAAAAAGAAAAAAACACAAAGUUGACACUUUAAGAUUUCCCUAUGGAGACCUUUAUUUAUGUAAUGAAAAUGCUAAAAACUGUUAAUUCGAAUAUAUAUAUAUAUUUAUGUCUACAAGAAAGUUGGGAAGCAAAUAUUUUAACCAGAGAAAUAUUCCUUUUUUUUUUUUUUUUUUUUAAGUUGUACAUUUUAUACGGGUUUUGUACCCAGCACAUGAAGUAUAAUGGUCAGAUUCUUAUUUUGUAUUUAUUUUCCAUUAUAACCACUUUUUAGACAAAUAGCUGUUUUUUUUUAUUUAUAUGUAAUCAAAAGAAAUAUAGGGAUUGUAAAUAAGUUUCUUAAAGCAGAUUUGUGUAUUUAAGUUGAAAGGUAUACAUGGGAGGUAAAGGAAAAUGCUAAAUAUUUGACUUUCUUCUAUGCUACUGUUGAGGUCAUUAGUUUAAACCCACAAGAAAAAAGUUAAUCUCAAGAAUUACCAGGACGGAUAAUCGUGUUGAACAACUCUCAGGCAUUCUGCAGUGGUUGCUGUACAAUCCUUUAGAAACGCAAAACCUUUAUAAAAUAUGCACAUUUUUUUUUUUUAUGGGCUUAAUAGUUGGUAAUUGGUUACUUUGAAAAAAAUUCAGCCUUCUCAUCUCAGUUCCAACUUCCUACCACCCAACCCCCCACCCCACCCACCAGCUGCCAGUAAACUUGAAUAAUAAUAAAAAUUUCAAUUUAAAAAAGUAUUAUAAGGCAGAACACAAAAAUGUACAUGGUGGGAAUGUUUCUAAAUCAUUGAACUAUUAUUGUUUUUUUCCAAGGCUUUUUUAUACAUCCCGGGGUAAGUGAAAGAGGGUGCUAGAUAUUUUUAAAACGGCAAUCAUUUACAUGGCAAAACCAGGAAUGCUGCUUUAAAAAUACACGCAUUCUCGCACAAAGUCCCGCAAUUCCAGCUUCUUGCGCCCUAUUACUUUUACCACCCAAAAAAUGUAUUUAUUUAAUGUGAUUACCUUAUGCUGAUUAGGAGAAUUGUUCUUUCUUCUUCUUUUAAUUUGUUCUAUUCAUAAAGGGCUGUUAAAUGUAAUAUACAAGAGCAUUAUACAUAAAAAAGUGUUUUGUAACAUUCACAAAUAUAUAAAUACAUAUAUGUGCAUUUCCACACCAUGGUAGAACGUUAAGAGCUACAUCCCUGAAAAAAGCAAUAGAGAUUUAAGUAGCAAACUUUUUUUUUUUUUGGGAGAUCUUAAGAGUCCAUUAUAUCAUCCAUCAGUGUAUGUAACGACGGUCCUAAAUGUUUAUAAACUGUUUCAGUUCAGUAGGAGCACACUCAACCUACCAGGGAACUAGUAUAUGGCAUACUUACAUCGCAGGUGGGAAGGGCUGAUGGCGUGGCACUGAGAAUUGCAUCAUACUAUGGUGUAAUGAAACGAUUUAUGGCACUAUGUGGUGAGGUAUGGGUACACGAAUACGUGAUUAACUUUGAAUUGUGUGAUCACACUCCCACCCCCCCAAGAUUGUGAGUCCCAUGGAAAUUUCGACAAGUAUGGUACAAGACCUUCCCUCAACUGGAUCAGUUUAAAACUCCAGGCAUUAAUAUUUGCCCCAGAAAAAUUGGCAAAAGAACUUGGAUACACAUCAAUCCAGUUUACAACGCUGAGCACUGAUCUUGAUUGCAGUAGCAAAAUAUUGCUUAUUUUCUAUGCAAGCGCUAUGGGCAGUGAGGGAAAACUGGUGGUGUUACUGAUUACAAAGUUUAUUUGCUCGUUUGUGCUGCAUUGAUGUUGUAUUUAACAAUAUUAUCCAGUUGAGUUGAAGAUCCAUUCUGUACCUUUCAGUAAAUGUACAGAGAUGUCUAGGCAUACAAAUAUAUAAUAUUCUAGUAUUGGGAAUGAUGCACAUUGCACGUAUUACAUAGCGGUGUUUUUUGUUUAUUUCUUGCAUUCUAGAUUUAACAGUCCUUUUUAACGGUUAAUGAUAUUCUGUGUAUCACUGUCUGUACUAUGCACCAAACAUAAAGUAGAAUCAAAAUAGUUUUAUUUAAAACAAAAUACCACACACACAAUUACAUGUAUAACCAAAUGUAUCUAUUGCACUCUCCAAAUGGAGAACACACACACAGACACGUCAGAAAUAGAAGCUUUUUCAUUUUACGGUAGCUUUUAGUGCUGCUUUUGGGUAUUUUUCAAUUCCAUUGCGUGGUGGUGUUUUUUUUGGGGGGGUUCACUGAUUUAUUGCAGCUAGGUCUCACUUCCUACUGUAUGCACAACUUCAUCUCUGCACAGUGGAGGGGGUGCUGGGUAAAUUAAAGAAUUGUGUUUUCUUUGCAAAACCAUGAAAAAUAAUUUGUUUCCAGAAGUCAAAUUACCCGUAGGUACCUCUCCUAUUUUCAAGGUUGGUUUGGACUGUAAGAAAUAUUUUCAAACUUUCUUUUCCCAGACUUCUUAAAGUUUAACAAGCCAGUAUCACUAGCUUGAAUCUAUAGGUUGUAGAUUUUUCACCAGACACCAGUCACCACUCUUGUUUUUGUAAUUUUGUUUUACUUUUUUCAAUGUUUUUGUUUUGCCAGAUUAUCAGUCCUGGGUUUUGUAUUGAAGUAAAAAACAAAACAAAAAAAAACAUUCUUGAAAUGUCAAAUUGGAUUUGGUUAAUAAAUGGUGGAGUUCUGACUUCAGUUCUUCUAAACUAAAA